AUGAAACUUUGUUACCUUUUGCUCUUGCUCUUUUCAGUUGUCACAGUUUUCACCAAUCCUAGUGCCUCAGAACGUUCACAUAUUUGGGAUACUAAAGAAGGAAAAUGUGUAGAAGUAUGUGGUCUUCCAACUGAUCAUCCAUUAUCCGAAUAUAUUUGCUUCAAAAGAUGCAUGAAACUCGAAUCAGUUCCGGAAUCAGUACAUCCAGAUAUUUGGAAUACUAAAGAAGGAAAAUGCGUAGAA
Molecule: messenger RNA, 243 nt
Organism: Dentiscutata erythropus
Lineage: Eukaryota; Fungi; Glomeromycota; Glomeromycetes; Diversisporales; Gigasporaceae
Source: the annotation of a GenBank genome assembly